AUGUUUUUGUGUUUGAAUAUUUUAAUGACUUGUUUGUUUUUGUUUCCCAUGUUUUGUAUGUUUGUUUUGUUUGAAUGUUUUAUUUAUUUGUUUUUGUUUGAAUGUUGUUUAUUUGUUCUUGUUGAGUGUUGUGUUUAUUUGUUUUUGUUUGAAUGUUUUGUUUAUUUGUUUUUAAAUUUUUAGAGUGUUUUUUAUUUCUUUUCCUUGUUUUUCUGUUUUUAAACAAUUUAUUUUUAAAACUUUCCAGGUUUUGAUUCUUCCCAAACAAACAACAAAGCAAUUUUUCAUUAACUUCAAUUUCCAAUAUGAUAACUUUUACUAACGGUUCGA
This is a messenger RNA of Meloidogyne enterolobii, 330 nucleotides long. The record is from the annotation of a GenBank genome assembly. NCBI's taxonomy places the organism in Eukaryota, Metazoa, Nematoda, Chromadorea, Rhabditida, Meloidogynidae.